This is a messenger RNA of Ipomoea nil (Japanese morning glory), 1127 nucleotides long. RefSeq names its product photosynthetic NDH subunit of lumenal location 4, chloroplastic. The coding region runs from base 111 to 746 and encodes 211 amino acids. The transcript has 6 exons. Gene Ontology annotation, molecular function: peptidyl-prolyl cis-trans isomerase activity. Lineage: Eukaryota; Viridiplantae; Streptophyta; Magnoliopsida; Solanales; Convolvulaceae. Gene Ontology annotation, cellular component: chloroplast. The record is from RefSeq and is a predicted model, not a curated record.
GUCCUAUGAAACACUUUUUCCCUAUCCAAAUGCAGCCCACAAGCUGCAGAUUAAGCACCAAAUAUCGAGCAUAGAUAUCAAGCAGCAUACGCUUGCCUGCAAGCACAAAAAUGGCGGUCUCAACAUUACCAGUCGCUGCACCAAAGCUUCAACCUUUCACUCCCAAGUCCACCAUUUCCCCACCUUUCAGAGUCACGGCUUCACUGCAACCAUCUCCCAAUGCCACUGCAUAUAGCAAGAGGCAAAUUCUGCAACUGGGUGUUGGGCUCUUGGCUGCAUCAAUGGUGGCCUCUACUCCUCUGCAAGCCGACGCCACCAGAAUUGAGUACUACGCCACCACCGCUGACCCCACUUGUGACUUCACCUUCGCCCCUUCUGGGCUUGGCUACUGUGAUAUCACCGUCGGGUCUGGCCAGGAAGCUCCCUACAAUACGCUUAUCAACAUUCACUAUACUGCAAGAUUCAGUGAUGGGAUAGUUUUUGACAGCAGCUACAAACGUGGUAGACCACUCACUAUGCGGUUAGGCAUGGGAAAGGUGAUCAAAGGACUAGAUCAAGGAAUUUUGGGAGGUGAAGGAGUACCUCCAAUGCAAAUUGGUGGAAAACGCAAGUUACAGAUCCCUCCACAUUUGGCGUAUGGACCUGAAGCUGCUGGAUGCUUUCAAGGGGAUUGCAAUAUACCUGCAAAUGCCACUCUCGCGUAUGACAUCAAUUUUGUAGACAUCUACAAGGGAAACCGGAAGUGAAGUAGUACACGAGCUUACUGGUUGUCAAAUUUGAUGAUCAUUCACACUCGAUUUGGCUCAAUCUGAAGGUACAGAGCUAAAAGACGGAGGAUUUUUUCCCUAGAGGUAUCAAAAGUAAAGUCCAGAAUUCCAUGCCUGCAACAAGCAAGCAGUCACCUUUCCCUAACAAGUAAGAAGGGGUUUUAUCUGCAUUUUUUGCCACGAUUCUUUAGAUGCAGAUAUGUAUAUAAUAUUUAUUCUCAUAGUAAAUUACACUUUGUGUACAUGUUUAAUGAAUAAUGUCAGAUUUGUACUCAAUGGUAGAUGAUGGAAACUAAAUUGUCUUGUUCAGGUUGUUCACAAUUCAAUUAAUUAAGAGUUUACUACACAUACUUUAUUUAA